Messenger RNA from Aspergillus mulundensis, 2268 nucleotides. Its product is annotated as transcription factor domain-containing protein. Gene Ontology annotation, molecular function: DNA-binding transcription factor activity, RNA polymerase II-specific; zinc ion binding; RNA polymerase II cis-regulatory region sequence-specific DNA binding. Gene Ontology annotation, biological process: DNA-templated transcription; positive regulation of transcription from RNA polymerase II promoter by galactose. The transcript has 7 exons. Gene Ontology annotation, cellular component: nucleus. The record is from RefSeq and is a predicted model, not a curated record. Lineage: Eukaryota; Fungi; Ascomycota; Eurotiomycetes; Eurotiales; Aspergillaceae. Bases 1 to 2268 code for a protein of 755 amino acids.
AUGAACAGCACAUCGCCCAGCCAAGAUCACAGUGGCGCCGAUACUAGCCAGCGGCCCAAGCGCCGCAAGAUCGCCGUCGCCUGCGAUGAGUGCCGCGUUCGGAAAGUCCGUUGCGACGGCGUCCAGCCUGCUUGUGGGCCGUGCUCGAAGAGGGUAGAUAAGGGUGCCCAGUGCAGGUAUACCGGCGAGCCGGAGAAGAAGAGGGCGGCGGAGAACUACAUCACGACCUUGGAAAAUCGGAUCAAAGCGCUUGAGGGGCCCGGGCCGGUUUAUGUCCCUGGUUUCUCGGAGGCGAAUGGGUUUCGCGGGUGGGGGCAUGACUCUAUUGGGACACCUACUCAGCAAUCAGGCCCGACGGAGACACCGCGUUCGCAGUCAUCCCUGGCUCAGGCCACACCAUUUCACAGGCCGAAUUCUUCUUUCGGGGCCCUUUCUGGCCGCUCUCCCUCAUCUGGCAAUUUAGUUGGUGAUUCUGUUCCUCUCAUGAAUGGAGCGACCCGUUCAGCUCGCAGGACGUCACAACCAACUGAAAGUGCGGACGGCAUAAAUGCGAUGAUGGGGGCUGUGGAAGAACGGCCCUCUCAAGAGUUUUUCGGCAGCUCAAGUGCUGCUAGCUUCAUGCGCCAGAUCAAGACGGCGGUGGACAAGAAGGUUUCCUCUCCGCAACAAGAUACCGCAGAUCCUGCCAACGAUUUUGGUCUUCGGGGAAGUUUUUUAUCUCCGCAGAGGCACCGGACAAGCGCCAUUCAUGACUACGUAUUGCCCUCUCGGAAGACGGCAGACAGCCUCAUGAAUGUUUACUGGCAUUACGUCUUUCCUCUCUAUCCGCUUGUUGACAGCAUUCAGCUCCGGGAGGAGUAUGCACGACUCUGGACGGGGGAAGGGCUACAGUCCGACGAAAAUAUGCUAAUGUGUAUAUUUAACGUUAUUUUUGCUCUGGCUUGUCAGCUCGCCGAUUUCAUCACCCCAGAAGAGCGGGAGACCUCAGCAGCUUCGUUCUUCUCCCGUGCUAAAGAUCUCUUACACUUUAGUCUUUGGGAUUCUGGUUCUGCUGGACUGAUACAGUGUUUAUUGCUAAUGGCGCAGUAUUUGCAAAGUACCAACUCCGCUCAUCAGUGCUGGAUCGUCACCGGCCUCGCCGUGCGGAACGCCCAAAGCAUGGGUUUGCAUCUUCCGCAGACAAUAUCCCGUCUUCAAAGCCCCCAGGAGCAGCAGCUCGCCAGAAAGAUCUGGCAUGGCUGUGUACUUAUGGACCGGGUAAUAUCAAUGACAUUUGGACGGCCUGCUAUGAUCUCAAAAGCAUCGGCAGGGUCCGUACCGUUACCCGUCACUAUUGACGAGGAGUAUUUUGCAUCUGCCUCUGGUGUUGAAGUAGCACAGCCUACUGAUCAGCCCUCAAUAAUGAGUUUCUAUGCCAAGUCGCUGGAGUUGUACGAGAUCCUGAACGACAUUUUGCUUAGUCUAUAUAAGCCUACUCCGGAGGAGCCAGAUGAUGUUUAUGGAUUCUCCUUCAACAAGGAUAGUAGCGAGCGCGAGCUGACUAUUUUUGAGCUUGACCGAGCUCUUACCAGCUGGACGCGAAGUCUCCCGCCUCAUCUCCGCGGCGAGCUUGCUUCGGGGUCCAACGCUAACAUCUUCUACCGACAAAGCGUCGUGUUGCGAGCGAGAUUCUUGCAUGUUCGGAUGCUCCUCUUCCGACCCAUUCUCUCCAAAUAUUGUACGUCUCGCGACGCAGCCACCGACCCGCUUAUAUCGCUCACGGAUUCCUUUCCUCAACGCGUUGCCCUGCAAUGCUCGAUCAUUUGCGUCAAUGUCGCGCGAGAUAUUAUUGACCUUAUAUACGGGAACAUUCCUUCCGAUGGAACCUCUGGCCCGCUUCCGGCCUGGUGGUAUAACAUACUCUACGUAUACACGGCAGCCACCGUCAUUAUAGCCAGCCGGUUGUGCCCACCGAUUCUAGAGGAGGUAACUGAAGCCGUGAUUACCCGUUCCUGGAACUACGCUCUGGAAAUCCUACGCAAGUACCAGAGUUACAGCACCUCUGCACGACGAUGUGUGGCCGCACUGGAGAUACUAUAUGAGCGUGCUGUCACCGAUGCUCCGAUUGGGGAUAACCAGCCUCAGUCGCAACCCGGUCCACUCAUGGCUAAUUCGAUUGAGGACAUGUCUUUAGGUGAAGGCAUGAAUCCUGGCCUGUUGGACAGCUUUGAUUUACCAGACUUUGGGGAUAUGUCUUGGCUGCAUAGUGUACCGAGUCACUUAUAUUGA